UGUCCUUUUGUUCAUAAAUGAUCGAAAAGAAACCAACAUGAUGAUGUUUAAGAUUUCACUUGCAAUUGUUUGUGUCAUAGGCGUAGCAUUGUUCCAUGUCUCCCUUGCCCAAAACUCACCACAAGACUACCUUAAUGCUCACAACGCGGCUCGUGCACAGGUGGGUGUUGGACCUAUGAGAUGGGAUGCAAAGGUUGCUUCUUAUGCCCAAAAUUAUGUCAACAAGCUCAAAGGCAGCUGCAAACUCGUUCAUUCAGGUGGGCCUUACGGGGAGAACCUUGCUUGGGGGAGUGGCGACCUUUCCGGCACAGCUUCUGUAAACAUGUGGGUAGCGGAGAAAUCCAAGUAUAACUAUAAUUCCAACUCAUGUGUCGGCGGAGAGUGCCGCCACUAUACUCAAGUGGUUUGGAGCAACUCAGUGCGCUUAGGGUGUGCCAAAGUGCGGUGCAACAGCGGCGGCACUAUUAUCAGCUGUAACUACGAUCCACCAGGCAACUAUGUCAAUCAGCGUCCCUAUCUGAGAGUUCUUCAACAACCUCUAGGCAUCUUCUAUAACCUGUAGAGUGCUGUAAAAUGAUCCAAAAGAAGUGCAUAUAAAGAGAAUAAAACGAGAGGGAUAUAUAUCGUUGCAUGCCCAAUGAAUAAAUUUAUUAUAGCUUGCUAGCUAUUUAUAACGUCA
Alnus glutinosa is the source of this 679-nucleotide messenger RNA. Its product is annotated as pathogenesis-related protein 1-like. Bases 38 to 562 code for a protein of 174 amino acids. NCBI's taxonomy places the organism in Eukaryota, Viridiplantae, Streptophyta, Magnoliopsida, Fagales, Betulaceae. The record is from RefSeq and is a predicted model, not a curated record. Gene Ontology annotation, cellular component: extracellular region. The transcript has 2 exons.